Molecule: messenger RNA, 969 nt
Organism: Bathycoccus prasinos
Lineage: Eukaryota; Viridiplantae; Chlorophyta; Mamiellophyceae; Mamiellales; Bathycoccaceae
Exons: 1
Coding region: 1-969 (322 amino acids)
Source: RefSeq, a predicted model, not a curated record
AUGUCGCUUUCACUCUCUUCCGCGAAUACGUACUCCUCCACCGCACAGAAUAUUGCUCUUUGUGCUGCUGGUGGUGGUCGACCGAAAACGACUCCGACGUUGACGCUUUUCCGUCGUUAUUCUCAAAGACGUCGACGUGGUUUUCCAACGCGCUCGUCGCUCACGAGCGACACGUUUUCCGACGUAAACGACGACGAACGGAAGAGGAAACGAGCGGUAUUGAAAGAAAAACUGAUCGAAUCCUGUCGAGGAACCUACCGAGGCGCCGUUGGGUUUUCCAACGACCGAGAGAGAGAAGAUAUCCGCAACGCGAAGGAAGCUUUGGAAACGUUUGGUGCGGAGGAAAAGGAGGAGGAAAAGGACUGGAUGCGAAACCGCUUGAACGGACGAUGGAAAUUAAUCUACACGACCGCGUUAGACGUGACCGGAUUACUCGUUUUUUCGGUACCACCACCACCGUUGCCGUUUUUUCCACCGCCGCCAAUCGUGGUUGGCGACAUCUUUCAAGAGUUUAAGACGGACGCGAAGGAGAUUGUGAACGAGAUUCGAGCGUCCGUGCCGUGGGUGUUAGAGGAGAAAGACGGGGUGAUUUUGAGGGUGAACGCGACGUAUAAAGGAGUUGAUGAUAGCAGUAUUAAUAGUAAGAAAGCGUUAGAGUUGGUGUUUCAAGAGGCGGUGGUGAGCGACGUGAGGAUAUCGGAGUUAACGGAGACGUUGUUAGCGCCGGCGAUUUUGCCGCGAAGCGAGUUGAAUCAACGCGCGUUGUUAUUUUUGAGGGAUUUCGAGGUGAGGUUUCCGUUGUUCGGAAGAGCGGCGAGAGCGAUGGGUGGUAGUGAUGAAAACGGAGUUUCUGGUGCCGCGGUGGGGAGGUACGAGUUUAGUUAUUGCGACGAGGACGUCUUGAUUGGCAAAGCGACUGGGAGCCAAGGGAUUUUUAUCUUCACCAAAGAUCAUCAAUCGCAAAUGUAA